UCCCCUGCGCCCGAGCCCAGUCGCCGCCGGAACUGCGGACGCGGGGUCGGGUUUCCGGCCGGACCCAGGAGGGGAAGGGGCGGGACUGGGCUGCUGCGUGCGCGCGUGUUUCCGGUGUCGAGGCGGGCUCCAGUCCUAGCCCCGCCGCGCGCCCACAGCCGGAUGCCGCCUGGAGGCGCCCCGGGAACAGAGUCCGGCUCCAGCGCGGGGUGAGCGCGUGAGGGCCCAGGCCGGGCGCCCCGAAUCCUGGGGUGCGGCGUCAGCCAGCGGCCCCGCCCCUCGCAGUCUUAUCACAGAAAAAGAAAACAGCAGAAAUGUUGCGCAGGCCGAUAAUACAGGUACUUCGUCAGUUUAUAAGGCAUGAGUCUGAUUCAGCCACCUCCUUGAUACUUGAAAGAUCCCUGAAUCGUAUCCAGUUACUCGGUCGAGUAGGACAGGACCCUGUUAUGAGGCAAGUGGAGGGAAAAAAUCCAGUUACAAUUUUUUCUCUUGCAACCAAUGAGAUGUGGCGAUCAGGGGAAAGUGAGGUGUUCCAGGCAGGUGAUAUCACCCAGAAGACAACGUGGCACAGGAUUUCUGUGUUUAGGCCAGGCCUGAGAGAUGUGGCAUAUCAGUAUGUGAAGAAGGGUGCUCGAAUCUAUGUGGAAGGGAAGAUAGACUACGGUGAAUAUACAGAUAAAAACAAUGUGAGGCGGCAGGCCACAACAAUCAUAGCAGUUGUUCCCGAAGUGCAGUGUUCUUGCGGUCAUAAGCCUACUUGGUCAGAUAGCCCAGCACAUACUACACUGUGAUAUUGACCCUUGUUAUUGGCACACUUUCAGAGAGCCUGCCUAUAACAUUAUUUUUCUGAGCGACCAUGUCAAAGAGAAGGUGUGAGAUGUUUAGUGCUUGGACCUAUGCUAUUCCUUUCAUUUUAUAGUAUUUCUUAAUUCUGAAAUCAUGCAUAUUGCUGUAUUUUCUGUAAACAAAUUAAAACACCCUUAUGUGAAUAAAGAA
Molecule: messenger RNA, 996 nt
Organism: Gopherus flavomarginatus (Mexican gopher tortoise)
Lineage: Eukaryota; Metazoa; Chordata; Testudines; Testudinidae
Gene: SSBP1
Product: single stranded DNA binding protein 1
Exons: 8
Coding region: 315-791 (158 amino acids)
Biological process (GO): positive regulation of helicase activity; mitochondrial DNA replication
Cellular component (GO): mitochondrial nucleoid
Molecular function (GO): single-stranded DNA binding
Source: RefSeq, a predicted model, not a curated record